Messenger RNA from Ananas comosus (pineapple), 1804 nucleotides. RefSeq lists its product as uncharacterized. NCBI's taxonomy places the organism in Eukaryota, Viridiplantae, Streptophyta, Magnoliopsida, Poales, Bromeliaceae. The transcript is spliced from 15 exons. The coding region runs from base 114 to 1433 and encodes 439 amino acids. The record is from RefSeq and is a predicted model, not a curated record.
UAACGACCCGAUUCGGCGGCGUCAUUCCUUUUCUAAUCCGUCUCUCUCUCUGAGAAAUCUAGGGUUUCCUUUUUGGUUUUAUCCAUUAAUUUUUUCGAUUUGUCUCGACUCCCAUGGGGUUUCCGAAGCUCCUGGUCGCGUGGGUCGCGAUCUCGAUCGCGUUGGUGGGGGUUUGGGCGGAGGAGGAGGUGGAGAUCGGAGGAGCGCCGGAUUUGAGUACGAAGCUCGAGUUGGAGCGGCUCCGCGCGGAGAUCUCGGCGCUAGAGAAGAGUAUUGCGGAGAGAACUGGGGAGUUGAAAACCAAGGAUGAAACCAUUGCGAAAUUGGAGAGUACGAUUGAGGACAAGUCACAAAGAAUCGCCUCACUGCAGGAUGAGAUAGAGACAAUCCGAAAAAAGGGCACUUUGGAUGCGGAGGAGAAAGCAGGGAAGGCCUAUGCUCGAGCUAGCGAGCUUGAGAAGCAGAUUGAGAGACUCAGAAAUGAGUUUGAAUUAAAGAAUAGCUUGAGAAAUGCUUUGGAGGCUCGAGCAAAUGAAGCAGAGAAGAAAGUGCGAGAGUUGACUAAGAAGCUGGAAAGUCUCCAAAGCUCUAGUGAUGAACAAAAACGAAGGACUCUGAUAAUUGAACGAGCUCUUCAAGCAGCCGAGGAGGAGUUGAUGAGAGUACAGCUAGAGGCAACAUCAAAGUCAAAAGAGUUGAGGGAGGCUCACGGAGCAUGGUUGCCACCUUGGCUUGCAACUUAUAUAAGCUAUUGUCAGGAGCUCGCUUCAACCCAUUGGAACGAGCAUGCAAAACCUACACUUGAUAUUUUCUUGCAAAAGGCAUCAGAGAAAUCAAUUCAGGUGAAGAAAUGGGCUGAGCCCCACUUGGAGACUGCUAAGACUAAAUGGAUCCCUGUUGUUAAAGAACAAUGGCUUGUCUUUAUAACAACAGCUGAACCCUACGUGCACACUGCCUCCUCAAAAGCUGUUGAGAUUUACCAGGUAUCCAAGAAUGCUAUUGCACCUCAUGUUGCCAAAGUGCAAGAUUUUGCAGAUCCCUAUUUCCAGGAAACAAAAAAGUUGUCAAAACCCUAUGUUGAUCAAGUUGCUAAGUUUGCCAAACCACAUGUCGAGAAAGUGAGGAUUGUUGCAAAACCUUAUUCAGAGCAAGUAGUUCGUGCAUACGGAAAGUUUCUCAAAUCAGCAAAUAUUUAUCAUCGACAGGUGCAAGGAACUAUCCUGGAUCAUCUAGAGAAACAUGAAAUAACAAAACCACUAGCAACGAAGGAGCUGGUGUGGUUUAUGGCUUCUGCACUGCUGGCGUCACCUGUUUUCAUUGUUUACAAACUCCUAACAGAUAUUUUCUGGAGUAAGAAAGGAAGGAAACCAACACAAAAUGCCAAUAAAAAUCAUGUACAUCGGAGACACAAGCGAAGGCAUGCUGAGAAGUAGAAUAUAGCUACAUAUUUUGAAGUUGAUUAUGCAGCGGUUAUAUUCCAUAUGUGUCUGGGUAUUCACAGCAUGCUGUUUGGUAGAUGGAGCUUUUAAUAUUCCUUCGUUUUAGGAGAAUAGCUUUUGGGUUUAUUAGGGUGACCCUUUGUGUUGAAAAAAACUUUGGCCCAAUAUUCAUACACCGACAGACACGUUUUCAUUUUGUCUUUAUUCUCUGCAAUUUGUGCAGUUCUUAUUUCUCUCCUUACUUUUCUUUUUCCUUGUGAAUUUGUCUAUUUAGGACGUAGUUUGUUUGUGGUUUGUACCUUUAUCAUUUGUUGUAAUAGUACUAUUUAUUACUUUCAAUGUGGUUACCUUCCUAUUUGGGCAUA